This is a messenger RNA of Paramuricea clavata, 579 nucleotides long. The record is from the annotation of a GenBank genome assembly. NCBI's taxonomy places the organism in Eukaryota, Metazoa, Cnidaria, Anthozoa, Malacalcyonacea, Plexauridae.
AUGGAGUUUGAGGCGCUAGAUACGAAGCUAACGCAGCUUGAAAUUACGGUCCAGAGAACAGAGUUUGUGUUGACUUCUGCACGACGAGAACAAAUCAAACGGCACCUAGAAGCAUUGAAAGCGAUUUCAUGUGAAACUGACGAAUGUAAACGAGCCGUAGAACUCGAGAAAAUCGCAAAUAAGGAAGAGUUAUCCGAGAUAAACAAAUGGCAUGACGAAAUUGACGAGAAAUUAAAUAAAGCCGAUAUCGAAAUAAGUCGUCUCGAAGGGUGGCUCAACGACAAGGAGAAACAUGAGAAAUUUUCUGCACAAGAAGAACAGCUGAAAUUCGAACUAAAGCUACACGAAACAAAGUUGAAGUUACAAACAGAAUUGACAACAAAUUCAUCGCCAGACACGUCCAGUACGACUACAAUCACAGUGUCUGAGAAAACCGGAAAGCUUCCAAAGUUGGUGAUCUCAAAAUUUAACGGAUCUUAUAUGGAUUGGCCCAGAUUUUGGGGACAGUUUUUCCGAAGCUGUAGACAAGAGUACCAUAGCCCCUAUCAGCAAGUUUACGUAUUUGUGCGAAUUACUUGA